UGUUUUCUUUCCUGCUGGUAACAAACUCCUCUUGAUCUCCCUCUGGACGCUUGGCUUCCUUAAUUGAUAUUCAGAGACGGUGUCAGAGAAGACAGGAGCAUUUGAACACAAGUUACUGAGGAAGACCAAGACAAGAAUGACCAACAAGAGCUUAAUUCCCGGGCUAACCACAGUUCUCCUCUUCUUGAUGGCUUGGUUGGCCAUGAUCAACGCCGCCACUUUUGAGAAGUUCCUGCGACAGCACGUGGAUUACCCAAUGACUGAAUUUCCGGAUGCCCAGCGGUACUGCAACCUCAUGAUGAAACGUCGUCACAUGGCAACCAGUAAAUACUGCAAACAUCUCAAUACCUUUAUCCACAUGGAAGUCCCUCAGAUCCAAGCUGUCUGCGGCCCGGCAGGAGAACCAACCACGGGAGACCUCCGGGAAAGUAACUCCAGCUUCCCCUUGACAAUGUGCAAACUUCAAAGGGGCUCCUGGGCUCCAGAUUGCAACUACAUAGGAACCAGCGCUGUCGAUAGGAUUAUUAUCGCUUGUGAAGAUGGCUACCCAGUCCACUUGGAAACUGAAGUUCCAGAUUAUAAUGAGCCGGAGGACUUAUAAAAUGUGGGCCCGAAGUAACCAUUUCAGCUAUCUGCCUUUUCUCUCUCUUUGCUUCUACAGGCAGACCUCGACUCAUUUAGCGACUGUUCCAAAUUAUAACGGCAUUGGAAAAAAAUGACUAGAAAAAAGUCAUUUGAUUUGAACAAGAAGUAACACUGAAAAAUAAGUGACUUUUUCACACUUAUGACCGUUGCGUCAUAAUUCAGAUGUUUGGCAACUGGUUCAUGUUUCUGACGGUUGAUCGCCUUUUGCGACCUUCUGACAAGCAAAGUCAGUGGGGAAGCCAGAUCACUUAACAACCAUAUUAUGAACUUAACAAUUACACUGAUUCACUUAACAGCUGUGGCAAGAAAGGUCAUAAAAUGGAGCAAAACUCACUUAACAACUCCCUCACUCAGCAAUAGAAAUUUUGGGCUCCAUUAUUAUUAUUAUUAUUAUUAUUAUUAUUAUUAUUAUUAUUAUUAUUAUUAUUAUUAUUAUUAUUAUUAAUUUGAUUUCUAUACCGCCCUUCUCCCGAAGGACUCAGGGCGGUGUACAGGCAAGAAUAAAACAGACGGUACAAUAUACAAAUUUAAAAUGCAGUUAAAAAACUUAUUUUAAAAUUGGCCUGAGAAGUAAAAUAUAUAAUAAGCUAAAAAAAAACCAUUUAAAAUUAAUUUCAUUAUGUAUUAUGUACCUCAAGGACAGUUUCUCAUAGUUGAUGAUUAAUUGAUUGGUUGUUUGGUUGAUUCUGUGCCAUCAAGUUAUUUUCAACUCUUAAUGACCCCAUAGAUAGAUUUUAUCCAUGUUAAUCUCUCCCAAUCUUUGGUGUUUCAACUCUCCCAUCUGUGCCCACUCCAUCAUCAUCAUUCUUAUAGGUAUGAAGAAGAAAACCUGUUUCUCUAUUUUCUCUUGGAAAUAAAAACCAAUUGAGUUGAAAA
Molecule: messenger RNA, 1521 nt
Organism: Ahaetulla prasina
Lineage: Eukaryota; Metazoa; Chordata; Lepidosauria; Squamata; Colubridae
Product: ribonuclease-like
Exons: 2
Coding region: 137-601 (154 amino acids)
Molecular function (GO): nucleic acid binding
Source: RefSeq, a predicted model, not a curated record